Labrus mixtus (cuckoo wrasse) is the source of this 1844-nucleotide messenger RNA. RefSeq names its product STARD3 N-terminal like (gene stard3nl). The coding region runs from base 314 to 1009 and encodes 231 amino acids. The transcript is spliced from 9 exons. The record is from RefSeq and is a predicted model, not a curated record. Lineage: Eukaryota; Metazoa; Chordata; Actinopteri; Labriformes; Labridae.
UUCAUGUUUUCUCUGCCUGCUUCCGCCAUCCUGUCCGAGCGGAACGAGGGGAAACAGAUGACUCGUCCGCUGUGUUGAGGUUAAAAAAAACUUGCCCGACAGAAACGUCCUGCCUUCCGAUUGAGAACAUUUAAAUCGCCGAAGCAGAGAGAUUAGAAGAUGCAGUGAUGACGUUUACCUCCAACCAGUAAGUCCACGUCCCCUGAACCCGCACGGCUCCCUGCUCCAAUGAUCCGCCUCCUCUGACUCAACCUGAGUCCACCUUCUCUUGACCAGCGGGCGGGGCUGGCCCGGCCGGAGGAGGGCUGUGGGGAUGGAUAGCCGAUGCAGCAGCAGUGCCGACUCUCGGCUGACCGCCAGGAGGUUGGGGUCUAUAAACACAACGCCCAUCUGCGCGCGGGUGGAGUCCUACGAAUCCGGGGACAAGAAGUGCAUCUCGGACGUGAGGAGGACCUUCUGCCUCUUCGUCACCUUUGACCUCUUGUUCAUCACCCUGCUCUGGAUCAUAGAGCUCAAUGUGAACGGGGGGAUUCAGAAGCAGCUGGAUAAAGAAGUCCUGCACUACGACUACCGCGCCUCCUUCUUUGACAUUUUUCUCCUGGCUGUUUUCAGGUUCGCCACUCUCAUCCUGGCGUACGCCGUCUGCAAACUCCGUCACUGGUGGGCCAUCGCAAUCACCACGGCAACCAGCUGUGCUUUCCUGAUUGUGAAAGUCAUUUUAUCAAAGCUGCUGUCCCAGGGGGCCUUCGGGUACCUGCUGCCCAUCAUCUCCUUCGUGUUGGCCUGGAUUGAAACAUGGCUGCUCGACUUCAAGGUUCUUCCUCAGGAGGCCGAAGACGAAAACAGAUAUCUGUCCAUCAUGGACGCCACAGAGCGAGCUGCUCUCAUGGGCCCGGGUCCUUUAUCUGACGGACAGUUCUACUCGCCGCCAGAGUCCGUGGCAGACUCUGAUGAGGACCUGGAUGAUAAACACGAUCCAGAAAAAGGGCUCAUUCAGCAGGUGACUUAACAGGUAACCGUCGCUGAAGGUUUUCUCCUGCUCCCGCCGUCCUCUGGAGGGAAAACUCUGCCUUACACGUUUUGCCAUUUUUAGUUUUUAUAUCGACUUGAACGACUUUCUGUGUACUCAAACCCACGAUUGCACCUCCCGUUUGUGUGAUGUCCGCACCCUUUGCAUGUACACAACCACCCAGACUUGAAAAGUGCUGCUUCCAAAGUUUAUUCUGCUUCACGAGUUUGUGGGUGUUUCCCCCCCCCGGCACUUAGAGCACCUUCUUCAACGGGAACACGAGAAUGGAGACAAACCAGAUUUAGGAGAGGAAGAAUUUAAAUGAAAUCAAAACCUUAACGUUGAUUUCAGUGAGACACAACUUAAAGUCUUAUAGUCACGUCAUGUUUACUUUUUCUUUUUUUUUUGGAUCGUUUUUCACAUGCUCUGAUUUUAAGUCAAUGUAAACUGAGCUCCACAAACUGCAUGAAGGACAGUUUUUUUGUUUCUUGUGGCCAGUAUUGAGCUAACAGACUCUGUUUUGUAACAAAGAAGAGGUUAAAUAUUUAUAAUUUACAGUGUUGAUUACAGAUUUUGCCAAAAAAAAAAGAAAAUAGCAUUCUAACGAUUUGAAGAGCGAUGUUUGCCCCUGAAAAGAUGUGAAGUGUUGUUUUGUGAGAAAUCUGCUUCCUCGAAAGCAUGAUGGUUCUGAGAAACUGCCCGAACUAUAAACUGCUCUCAAAACGCUCAACAUGUGAAAACACACGUUCAUAUCUUUACGCAUGCCCUGCAAGCCGAGCAACUUGUUUUUAUGAAAAAGCUUGUCUGUAACAGAAUCAUUAAAAUGUGAAACUUU